AUAGUGCGGUCGAACGGGGAAUAUACCAACUCCUCCGUUGCUGUUUAUAACUAUUCCAGUGUGCGAAUAUCUAUCGUCUACCUCCUGUAAAUACUAAAAUACUGUUCACACUAACAUAUUAUUAUCGCCCUCCACUACCAUGAGCCAACAGAAGGUCGUUGUCAUUCUAUUAUUGAAUGUAUAUUUGACAUCAUUCGUCUAUGCUCAAUAUGGCAGUAAUUUUGGCAAUAGCAAUCCCGGAUACGGUGGUACAGGUACCAGUGUAUCAUCAGAAGAUUAUGGACACAAAGGCCAAAAUCCCGUCAGAGGACCUGUUGAAUCAGAUGGAAAUUCAGAGCCCGAGCCGUUCAACUUUGCUUACCAAGUAAAAGACGCACCCACCAAUACACACUUCACGCACGAAGCCAACAGUGAUGGCAAACGAGUGACCGGAUCGUACAGCGUACUUCUUCCGGACGGUCGUAAUCAAGUAGUGACAUAUGUGGCCGACGAAAAUGGUUACAACGCCAAGAUCAGCUAUGAAGGAGAAGCUAAACCACAACCACGUCAACCAGGCGUCCAAGGAGGUUAUUUGACAGCACCGGGUUUCCCUGCUACUGCUCCUAAAUAUCCUCCUCCUGCAUAUGGUUCUGCUCCUAGUCCCGAUAGUUAUCCCGGAUCUGCUUAUUCUGCUCCCGUCUCUGGUUAUUCUGCUCCCGUCUCUGGUUAUUCUGCAGGUUCCUACGGUGGAUCUCCCCCGGUACCAAGCUAUCUCGUCCAGGUUCCGACUUUCAAAAACGGUGUUCAGGGAUCUUCUCGACCCAAAAUCGGGGAUUUCGAUUAAUAACGUUUGUUUAAUUGUUUAAUUUUAAUAUUUUAAGUGAUUUUUUGCCCUGUACUUAUGUAUUCAAAAACAGUCAAAAUAAAGUAUAAAGUGGUCACCGAAUAUUAUAACGAAUAAAUAUUUAAUAUUUCGUAGAACAAAAUCUUCAUAAAUGCAUAGGUACCGUAUUUCGACUAAUAAUAGUUUCAAUUUAAAUUAUCUUAUAACUAUGUAAUAAAAAAAUUUUUUUUAUAAAAUACAUGUUAUACUGUUAUUAUAGUAA
Molecule: messenger RNA, 1085 nt
Organism: Metopolophium dirhodum (rose-grain aphid)
Lineage: Eukaryota; Metazoa; Arthropoda; Insecta; Hemiptera; Aphididae
Product: pro-resilin-like
Exons: 3
Coding region: 140-823 (227 amino acids)
Cellular component (GO): extracellular matrix
Source: RefSeq, a predicted model, not a curated record